Molecule: messenger RNA, 983 nt
Organism: Rhagoletis pomonella (apple maggot)
Lineage: Eukaryota; Metazoa; Arthropoda; Insecta; Diptera; Tephritidae
Gene: Prosalpha5
Product: proteasome subunit alpha type-5
Exons: 3
Coding region: 111-836 (241 amino acids)
Biological process (GO): proteasome-mediated ubiquitin-dependent protein catabolic process
Cellular component (GO): nucleus; proteasome core complex; proteasome core complex, alpha-subunit complex
Source: RefSeq, a predicted model, not a curated record
UGACGUUUCUGUUGACAGCGUUAUAGACGGCAAAAGUGUUUGGUCAUUUUCCUAGCCGCUUAUUAUUAAUUAGUUCUUUCUCUGAAUAAUCAUAAAAUUUGAGUUGAAAUAUGUUUUUAACACGUGCUGAGUAUGAUCGUGGUGUAAAUACCUUUUCACCAGAAGGACGCCUCUUCCAGGUCGAAUACGCCAUAGAGGCUAUUAAAUUAGGAUCCACUGCCAUUGGAAUUUGCACAAGUAGCGGUGUGGUACUCGCUGCCGAGAAACGUAACACUUCUGAUUUGAUGGUAUCUAGUAGUGUAGAAAAAAUCGUCCAAGUAGACCGACACAUUGGUUGUGUUACAUCUGGACUGACUGCUGAUGCACGAACAUUGAUUGACCGUGCACGAGUGGAAUGCCAAAACUAUUGGUUCAUCUACAAUGAACCAAUGCCGAUCGAAUCGUGUGCGCAAGCAGUUUCUGCUAUGGCUAUACAGUUUGGAGACAGCAGUGAUGGCGGCUCGGCAAUGAGUCGCCCAUUUGGUGUCGCCAUGCUAUUUGCCGGAAUUAAUGAAGGUAUUCCUCAGCUUUGGCACAUGGAUCCAUCGGGAACGUAUGUGCGCUAUGGUGCUAAAGCAAUUGGUUCCGGCAGCGAGGGAGCCCAACAAACACUGAAAGAUGAAUAUCAUAAAGAUAUGAGUUUGCAAGAAGCGACAAAAUUGGCAAUGUCUAUUUUGAAACAAGUAAUGGAGGAAAAAUUGGAAUCGAAGAAUGUUGAAGUGCUGGUGAUGAGACCAAACGAAGAUUUCCGCAUGUUUUCGAAGGAAGAGGUAGAACGGGAAAUAGGUGCGCUUUAGAACAGUAAGGGUCAGUGAGAUGUGUCGGGAAGCGACUACUCAUAGAUGCACAUUCAAUUUGUUUUGCUUAUGGUACUUUGUAUUUAAAUAAAAUAUAAAAAAAUUAGGGCUUUUGGAUACUUUAUAUCUGAAUAUGUUCAUAAAAUA